GGGUUUUCUUAACAAUCACAAAGGGGGAAGAUGAAUUACGAAGGUAACGGAGAUAGUGUCACUGUCGCCACCGAUGACAAUAACGACAACGAGAACUACAUAGCUAGGGAGAGCUCGCCAUUCAAGUCUCUUGGUAGCGAGGACUCCAAGUCUCGAGAUUCUCAUGAUCUGGAUAAGGAUUCUUCAAGAAGCAGGGAGAAGGACAAGGCAAAGGGGCGUGAUAAAGACAGGGACAGAGAUAGGGAGAAGAGCAGGGAUAGAGAUAGGGAACGCGAUCGCCAUCGUAGAGAUCGUCAUAGGGACCGUAGCAGAGAACGUAAUGGGAAAAGGGAACGUGAGAGAGAUGAUCUCGAUGAUGAUGAUGACGAUGAUCAUUACAGAAGUCGACACCGUCACAGGAGCUCUCGCGAUCGAGAUAGAGAGGAGAGACACAGGCGACGCUCACGCUCUCGCUCCAGGAGCCGCUCUGAACGUAGGUCAAGAUCCGAGCAUAGGCGUAGGUCUGAACAUAGAUCACGUUCACGCUCACGCUCACGCUCACGGUCCAAGAGCAAGAGGGUAAGUGGAUUCGAUAUGGCGCCCCCUGCUUCUGCAAUGCUAGCUGCUACUGCUGUUGCUGCCGCAGUUUGGAAAGAUCAUUAUCAAUUACACGGUGUAACUUUGUAAGAACUAAGAAGGCUAUGUACAAGGAGGAACCAGUGCAACGGUUGUCAUUGGCCAGGUUCCUAGUGUGCCAGCUACUGCUAGUAUUCCAGGGAUGUUCCCCAACAUGCUUGCAAUGGUCCCUGGUCAGCAAAUGGGAGCGCUUCCUUUACUGCCAAUGCAGGCAAUGACUCAGCAGGCAACUAGGCAUGCUCGACGAGUUUAUGUUGGUGGCCUUCCACCCACUGCAAAUGAACAGUCGGUUGCAACUUUCUUUAGCCAAGUGAUGGCGGCGAUUGGGGGAAACACUGCUGGGCCAGGCGAUGCGGUGGUCAAUGUUUACAUAAACCAUGAAAAGAAGUUCGCUUUUGUGGAGAUGAGAUCUGUUGAGGAGGCUAGUAAUGCAAUGGCACUAGACGGAAUUAUAUUAGAGGGGGUUCCUGUAAAGGUGAGGAGGCCAACUGACUAUAACCCGUCGCUUGCUGCAGCUCUUGGCCCGAGCCAGCCUAAUCCCAGUCUCAAUUUGGCGGCUGUUGGAUUGUCUUCGGGGUCUACCGGUGGGCUUGAGGGUCCGGACCGCAUUUUUGUUGGUGGGCUUCCUUAUUACUUCACAGAAGAACAGAUCAGGGAGCUCUUGGAGUCUUUUGGGCCCCUGAGAGGUUUUAACUUGGUUAAAGACAGGGAAACUGGAAACUCGAAGGGAUAUGCUUUUUGUGUUUUCCAAGAUCCUUUAGUGACAGAUAUUGCUUGUGCCGCUCUAAACGGGAUUAAGAUGGGUGAUAAGACACUUACAGUGAGGCGUGCAGUCCAGGGUGUGAUUCAACCUAAACCUGAGCAAGAGGAAGUAUUACUUCAUGCUCAACAGCAGAUUGCUUUGCAGAGGCUUAUGCUACAACCGGGAAGCACGCCAACCAAGAUUGUAUGUUUGACUCAAGUGGUUACAGCUGAUGAUCUUGCAGACGAUGAAGAAUAUGAAGACAUAAUGGAGGACAUGAGACAAGAAGGUGGAAAAUUCGGUAACCUGGUGAAUGUUGUGAUUCCGAGGCCCAAUCCUGAUCAUGAUCCAACACCAGGAGUUGGAAAGGUUUUCUUAGAGUAUGCGGAUGUAGAUGGCGCAGCAAAGGCCAGAUCGGGAAUGAACGGAAGAAAAUUUGGAGGAAACCAAGUGGUUGCUGUGUAUUACCCCGAGAACAAGUUUGCACAAGGCGACUACGAAGGCUGAUCUUUGUUUACUUUGGCUCUCUUAGCAAAAAGAUAUUUUGUUUGGGUUAAUCUUAUGUCUCUCUAUUUAAUGGAUAUACUUAUUUGUCUAGAAUAUUACUACAUUAUUAUCAAUUUAGUACUUGUCUAGAAGACAUAAAUAACCAAGGUGUGUUGGAUAAUUA
Molecule: messenger RNA, 2027 nt
Organism: Brassica oleracea var. oleracea
Lineage: Eukaryota; Viridiplantae; Streptophyta; Magnoliopsida; Brassicales; Brassicaceae
Product: splicing factor U2af large subunit B
Exons: 15
Coding region: 758-1864 (368 amino acids)
Biological process (GO): mRNA processing
Cellular component (GO): U2AF complex; nucleus; nuclear speck
Molecular function (GO): pre-mRNA 3'-splice site binding; poly-pyrimidine tract binding
Source: RefSeq, a predicted model, not a curated record